This is a messenger RNA of Carassius gibelio (silver crucian carp), 1447 nucleotides long. RefSeq names its product myocardin-like. NCBI's taxonomy places the organism in Eukaryota, Metazoa, Chordata, Actinopteri, Cypriniformes, Cyprinidae. Gene Ontology annotation, biological process: smooth muscle cell differentiation. The record is from RefSeq and is a predicted model, not a curated record. The coding region runs from base 429 to 1415 and encodes 328 amino acids. The transcript has 9 exons.
GGCAGAGCGUCAGGGUGCUCUUUGAUAGCCCAACACAGUUGGCUCAACCCCUCUGUGUGGGGGUAGAGAGAGAGAGAACGAGGUGUACAGGGUGAAUUCUGCGUGUAGGAAAAGAGAAAGAAACAGAGGGCCCUUUUCUCUAGAUUUACCCGUGGAAGGGAAUGAACAAACAGACGAAAAAGAAGAUAAGGAACAACCUUGCCAUUGAGAAUUGUCUCGAUUAAACGUGCCUCAAGUUCUGCCCUUGUUCUCCACCUCAAUAACAAGAAUCUCUUUCUCUCUUAAUCUCUGAUUAACGCCACUCUGACAAAAACUCAGUGGAGUUCAGUCUGACUGGAGAGGAAAGAAAUCAUCAUAACUAUCUGCCCUGCAGGAGGAAGACGUAUCUUUAAAGCCCCCACCCCUUCUUCCCCUGCCGUCUCUCCAUUAUGACCUUGCUGGCAUCUGAGAGGUCACUGCUCAUACGCAAUAAGUUUCGCUCAGUUCUGCAGUUGAGAAUACAGAACCGCAGACAGCAGAAUGAACUUAAUGCAGAGUCUGGUACAAAGGCUUCUGUCCCUGAUAAAGUUGGGGAGAAAGAAGCCAGCAGUAGUUUGUGUCAGAGUGAAGAUGCUGCCACUCAGAAGUCGCCCCCUAGUGGUCUGACUGCUCAAACUGCACCAGACAGGAGCAGAGCUCACAGGCAAAAGAAAGCCCGUCUGGUUGAGGAUCUGAGUGAGAAAAUCCAGAGUCAGUCUUUACAACUUGAACUCCUGCAGAGGCAUAUUCUGCCUCUAGAAAACACUUCUUCAUUGCCAUCGGAUGUCUUUGAAGAUGACAACUCCUCUUCUGCCUCUGCAUCUCCCGAGCAACUCGGGAUGCGCCAAUCUCCUGGCUUAUCAUCAUCACCUGGGCACGGAGGUGACCAAUCGCUGAGUGAUGCGUCAUCUGUUGCUACGCCCAUCAGCCCAAACAGUGUACAGCAGUGCAGACUGGCAUUGAUCCCGGCAACCGAGUGCAUGAGCCAACCAAUGACCAUGACAGUAAUGGGGUCAAACUCCAUAUCAACAACUGGGAGAUCCAAAGGGUUGUAUGUGCCCUCCCAGACACCACCAUUGCUGCCAAAGACAGCACAGCCUUCAGCUCCAUCUUCUCAUUCCAUUCUGGGUGGGUCCUUAACUUCAUCCCGCCCUCCAAGGCCACGAAAGCCUCGUGAUUCAAAACCUAAAAUGAGGAAGUUGAAAUACCAUCAGUACAUUCCCCCAGAUCAAAGGACUGGGACUGGGAGCGGAGCUGGAAGUGCUUCACAAAAGCAAAAUAGCAGUCAGGCUCCAUCCACUGAUUCCUCUUACUCCAACCUCUUGCAACAACAGCAGGUGUACUUACAACUACAAAUUCUUAACCAGCAACAACAGCUCCCUGUGACUAACAGGUAAGCCUUCAAACAAAGCACUAAUGAAAUAAUCAA